Daldinia childiae is the source of this 4233-nucleotide messenger RNA. Its product is annotated as SH3 domain-containing YSC84-like protein 1. Gene Ontology annotation, molecular function: phosphatidylinositol binding. The transcript is spliced from 4 exons. The coding region runs from base 1 to 4233 and encodes 1410 amino acids. Lineage: Eukaryota; Fungi; Ascomycota; Sordariomycetes; Xylariales; Hypoxylaceae. The record is from RefSeq and is a predicted model, not a curated record.
AUGCAGCGAGUUUCCGCCCUCCUCCCGUGGGAUCGCAAUAGAUCGAGCACACCGGUCAUUGGUAAUAGCAAUGGCCAUAACAAGACCAUUACUCGAAAAAAUAGCGUCGACCUCGUCCGCGGCUGGGCCGACAAGAUCCCUUCACCUGUAAGCCGCCUUAGCACGUCGAGGCUAAGUAGGGAUAUUUUCCUACCCGCGACUUUAGACAAGGAAUGCGACAAGGCUGCCCGCAUUCUUAAAUCCUUCUGUAGCGAUGGCUUCUCAACCCCAGACGACCGACCGGGGACUCCGUCAACUUACUCGAGUACACAAUCGUCACAUAAGUUUCUAAAGAAGAUCCCUCCAAGAAUAUUACAAAAUGCUGUAGGGCUUGCGGUUUUUACUUCGAUGCGAUCUGGAAUAUGGAGUUCCGGAUCCGGGUCGGGCGGCAGCGGCAUUCUGAUCGCCCGCAAAACGGAUGGAACAUGGUCUCCGCCGUCUGGGUUAAUGCUUCAGACAGCUAGCUUGCGAUUUGUUUUUGGCGUUGAUAUUUAUGAUUGCGUUCUCGUUAUUAACAAUUUUACGGUCCUCGAGGCAUUUGCAAAGCCACGGUUAACUCUUGGUACCGAUGUCAGUCUAACCACUGGCCCUCUGGUGGCUGUGGGUCUCCUUGAAAACGAUGUCACAUGGGCCGAUCUGAGUGAUAGGGCAAUUGCGUACGUAAAAGCGAAAGGACAAAGUGCAGAGGUCAAGUUGGACGGAAUAGUCGUAACCGAGCGGGCUGAUGAGAAUGAGAGAUUCUAUGGAAUGAAAAUCAGUGUCGCGAAAAUUUUGGCGGGGGAUAUCAACCAAAGUCUACCCCAAACGCGACCUCUUACCGAAGUGCUCAAGGCUGCCGAAGGAAGAACGGACUAUGACACAACCCUUGUUGACCUGCUUUCCUCUGCACCCGGAGAUGCAACCAUCGAAUCUCCGAGUUCGGGAGCCCCGUCGACAACAUUUGGAGCUCCUGAUUUCGAGGAUCCGGAUCCUUUUGGUGUCAUGGCUCUCGAGAUGGCUGGUAUGGGUAUCCGUGAAGCCGGCACACGACUAAGGCCCGAUAGCAGCCAAUUUGAAUAUAACCCUAGUCCGACGAGCCCUUUCUUUCCCAAAGCUGGUCGCCAAAGUAUGGAUACCUAUCUGUCACGGAGCAAUAGGGGAAGCUAUAUGUCCAGUAGAACGAUGGCUACUGAACGAAGCCAGAUGACCGAUGCCGGCACACAAACCUGUAACUUCCCAACGCCUCAGACAACCCCAAGCUCAAGUCAAAGCCAAAGCGAAGAUGGGAACCAACCACAGACAACUGAAGACGUCAUGCUGGCGAAGGAGCCUGUUGAGGUUGACUAUACUAAAAUUGAUAUCAGUGCUCUGAGGAGCUUAUCAAAUUUCCCAGAUCUGGACGAUGAGCUAACAACGACGAUUAUUAAGGAGGAAGAUGAGCAUGAUUUAGAAGUUGAAGUUAUUAAAGACACGAAGAGUACGGGUACGGGUACGCACACCGAAAACAUUGGUAGUAAUGUGGCCGAUGAGGUAUUAGGUGAGGGUAAUGAUAACAAUGGCGACAAAGAAGAGGAAGUUGAAGAGGAAGCUGAAGAGGAAGAGGAGGACGAAUCUGACGUGGAAGAAGACGCCAUUGUUUUCGAAGUUGCUACAGCCCAGGCGCCCGCUCGAGUAGCGAUGGUAGCUUCUCGAGUUAACAUUCCUGCAAGAGUGCCACCCCCGCUUCCGCUCAGAAGUCCUGCCCGUACAUCUCGCACGAGAAGCCAGAUGGGAGAUGUCAAUGGUUUAAUGGGCAGCCCACUUAGACAGGAAUUUGAACUUGAAGGCGAAGUUGACGAAGCGACUACACCGAGGGCCAAAGAAGACCCUACCAAGCAUGCAGCAGUAAUGGACGAGAUACCGAUAGCGAAUGAGGCUAGCGAUUCACACGAGGUUAAAGAGAAUGCUGAGCACGCGGCCACUCCUACUCAAGAAUCUGGGAGCAUUAACGGCCGCUCUUCUAAAGUAGGAAAUAGAUCUUCUUAUGGAGAGAAGAUCAUGACCGGGACAUCAACAGGCACAGAGGAGCAGACUGGCUUUAAGGCUACUCCUGACGUCUCUGUCACUGUUGCAGCAUCGCAUCGAACCUUCCUACGCCAGCAAGAAACUCCUACCAACAAGGCUUCUCGUAAGCUCUUCAAUAUGGCGAGCCAGCAGGGUAAGUGGCGCGAGGACCAAAUCCUCGUCGUCUGUCCCGGUAGUCAGACUACUAUGGCUCAGCUCGGUUGCAAUGAGCUUACCCCGCCUGCUCAUCGCAUUCCCACGCGAAUGUUUAAGGAUCCCGAGUCUAACGAAUAUACUCCCUACCGCAUUUACAAGCGCAAAAAGGCUAGCACAUCGGGAAGCGCAGGCAGUGAGAAAGCUGAGGAUCAAUGGGAAUAUGUCGAAGAUCGCGAUAGCAAUGAGGAUGCAAUCUACCCUUUGGAAGGUGGUCGCAUUGUUAACAUGACGGCCUUCUUAGCAUUUCUCGACCACGUACAUGGUCUUCUCACUACCACAUAUCACAACACCCCGAUCAUGAUGAUGGCAUCACCACAGUGGACCCGACCUGAUCUUGAAACUAUCGCGCGCUACGUAUUUGAGAAGACUAAGACUCCUGCUCUAUCCCUACUGCACAGCGCGGUUGCGGCGCAAUAUGGCCUAAAGUGGCCGACUAUGACGGUUGUUGACAUUGGCUACGAGAAAGUCGAUGUUACCUGCAUCCACGAGUAUCUCAUCGUCAGCGAGAAGGGCUUAGGCUAUCCUAACCCGGUACGAGAGAUAUCAGGUGGAGAGGUCUUUACACAGAAGUUGUUGUCACUUCUAAAAGAUAAGGGGUUUAACUACGAAAUGGCCGAGCAACUCAAGAAGAGUCCUCUGUGCGAAGUCCUCCCCUACGCCACCGACCUGGAUGAACUCAUGGAGCUUCCUACGGACGAUAUUUCUCCGACAACAGGCCAGAUUCCCGGCGGUGCCUCGUUUAGUGUAGAAGCCCCGAAGCCCGCAGAACCACCGAAACCUGUAACGGCAUUUGGGGGUGAGACUGAGAACGGAAUCGUCGAGGGUAAGGAGAUCGAUGAAGGAGUUCUAGACGUGGCGAAUAUCGUUACUAGCGGUAACACGCGAGAAUUCCUUGCUAAAAAGGAGAAGGAGAAGGCUGAAAAGGCGAAGUCGAAGAAGCUGGCUAAAGCCCAAGAAGCUGAGCCUGCCGCGGCGAAGCCAGUUCGCCUAUCCAACUCCAGGCGAAAAACCAACAUGUUCCAUUAUGAGGAAUUGGUGCACGAGGACGUGAAAGUUCCUAUCUCGACCGGUGCCCCUAAACCAGAAGCUGCUAUUGCCGCAAAUGGUGAUGCGCCCGCGGCUGAUGUGUCCAUGGCUGAUGCUACGCCUAGCAAUCAAGAGACGAAACCCGAGGCUAAGCCCGAGGGUACUAGCGAUCCCAAUGUCGAGGUGGUAGAGUCUGUGGCUAACGCUACUAACACGGAGCGAAGAACGAAGCGAGUACGACGAGAUAUUGAGGUUGGUCUGGAGCGAUUCCUUUUCGCAGACCGUCACGAGAUUAACCGAAUCACCGAUACUAUCUAUCGCGCAAUUCAGAGCAUUGAUGAACCCUAUAAGCGACCCGGUUGCUGGGACAACCUUGUCUUUGUCGGCAAUGGCAGUCGCCUACGAGGUCUUAAGGAGAAUAUCCUUCAGACGCUUACUGCUCGUCACUUGAUAUCACCUAGCACUGCGACCAUAUUCACCUCGGAGUUGCCCUCCAACAUGGCAACACCAAGUGGAACCGGCUCUCAGACACCCACUGGCUCUUUCACAGGCCAACUUCCCACUACCAGCUCGGUAAACCCUCUCCUGCAAGCCGCUACUACGGCUUCAUUGGGUGUGCCCGGCACGGUACAGGCUCCUGGUUCCACUUCCGGCGACAUUGGUUACGGCCACCACUCUCACGCCCAGACGCCUACAAGUAUUAAGGUGGCCCCGUUACCUGCCUACUUAGCCGAGUGGACUAAGAACGGCUUCGAGGAGGCCAUGUUCCUCGGUUCUCUUAUCGCCGCCCGUCUGGCGUAUUGUAUCCAUAAUUUGGACGCCCAGACAUUAGAGGCGCAGCGCACAAUGAGUCUUAAUCGUGUUGAUUACAACGAACAUGGUCCCAAACUCAUCCACGUACACUCGAUGCUCGGUAACGAUACCUCAUGA